AUGGUUUACCAGACUAAUACUGCAGCUGUGCUCUAUCAAGUCCGUGAUCUUCGUAUGGAAGAGCGGCCGAUUGAGACUCCGGGGAGCGGAGAGGUCUUGAUUAACAUACGCGCAACUGGCAUCUGUGGAUCAGAUCUCCACUACUACUUGGACGGCACCAUGGGACCUUUGAAACUUGAUCCACGGUCGCCCAUGAUAUUGGGUCAUGAAUCCUCGGGCAUUGUUACUCAACUUGGCCCGGGCGUCACAGGAUUGGAAAUAGGCGAUCGCGUAGCCAUCGAGCCUGGCCGCGCGUGUCAAGAAUGUCGCUAUUGCAAGGAACAAGGAGGCCAGCUUUACAACCUAUGCCCCAAAAUGAAGUUUCUCGGUUCCUUGAGACAAGGUCCCAACGAUGGGUCGUUAAGACGUUAUGCAUGUUUUCCCGCGUACUUGUGUCACAAAAUACCCGGAUCAAUGUCUUUUGAGGAUGGUGCCUUGAUUGAACCUUUAGCCGUCGCCGUCCAUGCCGUCAACCGAACACACGUCAAGCAAGGAUCCGUAGUUGCUGUCUUUGGCGCCGGUCCCGUGGGUCUCAUGACAGCUGCUGCAGCCUAUGCCCAGGGAGCCAGCCAGUGCCUCAUUCUCGAUAUCAAUCCAUCACGGCUCGAGUUUGCAAAGAAAUAUUUACCUGCUGUCCAAACCAUGGCCAUGCCCAAGGUAUCAUCCACAUUGGAAGAAGAUGAAGCACAACAACAGAGCGCAAAUAUUCAAAAAGCAUUCCCCAAGUUUCAAGAUGUUGAUGUCGUGUUUGAAUGCACAGGCGUUGAGACGUGUGUCAAUAUCGCAAUGUAUCUGACACGUCCUGGUGGAGCCGUCAUGUUGAUUGGUAUCGGCAAACGCGCUACAGUGAUGCCAAUUGAUAUCAUUGUCAGUCGCCAAAUUAACAUCUUGGGCAACUUCCGCUACGCCAAUACCUAUGCUAAAGCCAUCGAACUGGUGAAGGAUGGAAAAAUCCCGUUGGACGGAUUGGUCACGCAUCGUUUUGCGCUAGAAGAUACGCUACAAGCGUUUGAAUUGGCAAUGAAGAAUUCUGAAGGAGUUAUCAAGAUCCAGAUUGGUGAUUUUUAAUAAUGAUGAUCGAUAAAAAGUGAGAAAGAUGUGUUAUCUGGAUCGUACAAGCAGCUAAUUACUGUAUGUAACCAGAUGAUAACGAGAGGCAAUUUUAAUAAGUGGAGAAAGAAAUAUAAGAGAUAUAGUAUAUAUAUACACACAACAGAAAGAUAUCUUUUGUUUAUACAGCGGGUCGAAUGAGGAGGAAAGGGAUGUUAUACGAUGGGAAAGGGUAAUAAGAACAAGGAGGGUAUAUCUUUUUCCUUAAAAAGACCGGACAGACGAUACGGAUUCUCUCCUCAAAGCACGAUCGUAACCUGCACGAGAAUGGAGUUCAUGUCGCUUUUGGAAUUCUUUGGCUCGGCUACCAAGCUUGUGUUUGCGCCAUGGCAGUAUGCUAGGGCCGCCACCACCACUGCUGCUGCUGUGGUUGUUGUAACCGCCGUUUGAAACCUUAUUGCCUCUCUCCAGGUACUUGUCCCACACAAAGAUCAUCAAUACUUUGACAAUAU
Messenger RNA from Zychaea mexicana, 1601 nucleotides. RefSeq names its product sorbitol dehydrogenase-like protein. The transcript has 4 exons. Bases 1 to 1107 code for a protein of 368 amino acids. Gene Ontology annotation, biological process: D-sorbitol catabolic process. Lineage: Eukaryota; Fungi; Mucoromycota; Mucoromycetes; Mucorales; Lichtheimiaceae. The record is from RefSeq and is a predicted model, not a curated record. Gene Ontology annotation, molecular function: L-iditol 2-dehydrogenase (NAD+) activity; zinc ion binding.